AUGUCGGUUGCUGAAGCAUUCAAAAAACAUGGAGUAGUGCCUGACGUAGUUCCACAUCCUCCUUCGAAGCUUGUAAAAGCUGUUUAUGACAGUGGUGUUGAGGCAAACUGUGGUAACGUUCUCACACCCACUCAAGUACAGAACUCUCCUAAAGUUACAUGGGAAGCUGAACCAAAUUCUCUGUAUACUUUAAUUUUAACAGAUCCUGAUGCGCCAUCGCGUACCAACCCAAAGUUCCGGGAAUGGCAUCAUUGGCUUAUCGUGAAUGUUCCUGGCAACGAUAUCAGUAAAGGUGAUGUUCUGUCAGGUUACAUUUCUUCAGCUCCUCCAGAAAAGUCAGGUCUUCAUCGUUAUGUAUAUUUGGUAUAUAAGCAGCCCGGGAAGAUUGAAGACAAGGAGCACGGGCAUUUGAAGAGUACUUCAGCAGCAAAGCGUGGAGGGUGGAAAGCCGCAGCGUUUGCAAAAAAGCACAAUCUUGGUGAUCCCGUUGCCGGCAAUUUCUAUCAGGCAGAGUAUGACGACUAUGUGCCUAAAGUUUACGCUAAGCUUGUUGACUAG
Messenger RNA from Enterobius vermicularis (human pinworm), 558 nucleotides. The record is from the annotation of a GenBank genome assembly. Lineage: Eukaryota; Metazoa; Nematoda; Chromadorea; Rhabditida; Oxyuridae.